CUCUUGCUGUGCUGGUCUUGGGAUCAAACCUCUGGCUGAGAGUUUUAGUUCUCAUGUAAUUCCUCUGAGCUGAUUAGUGCGACCUUGGCGCUCUAAGUUGUUCUCAGAGUGAUGGGAAGGCUGGCCUGAAGAGAGCAGCACGUUUCUCCUCAAUAUGACCACAGAGAUCACCUACGCUGAAGUGAGAUUCAAAGAUGAAGCCCAGUCCUCGGGCACCCUAUCACAGGCUCCUGCAGAAAGGGAGAAGAGAAAGGACUGGCCUGAUUCUCUUGCAGCUCCCAAAGAGAAGACUAGCCCUCCCCAAAGUAACUCUGGUUGUGUCAAACUACUUCUUGCCGCAUUGCUGAUUCUUCUGCUGCUGACAAUCUCAUUUUUAACCGCCUUUAUCGUUUUUUUCCAAAAAUAUUCUAAACUUGUUCAAGAAGAAAAAUUUACACAAGAACUGGCUCAGACAGUGUUGGAAUGUAAGAAAGAAAAGUUGACCCGGAAAGGGAAAUCCUGGAGCUGCUGCCCGAAGAAUUGGAAGCCAUUUGGUUCAAAUUGCUACUUUAUUUCUUCUGAUAGAAGAAAUUGGACUGACAGCAAGAAGCACUGUGAAGGGAUGCAGGCGCAUCUGCUGGUGGUCGACAGCAAGGAGGAGCAGGACUUUAUUAUCAAGAAUUUGGAAAAGGAACAAUAUUAUUAUUUGGGGCUGUCAGAUCUGAAGAAUGGUCACUGGGAAUGGGUUAAUGAGACACCAUACAAUUCAAGUGUCACGUUCUGGCACCGAGGUCAACCCGAUAAUCCCCAUGAUCACUGUGUUAUGUUACAGUAUAAUUCUGAAUGGUACCACUGGGGCUGGAAUGAUAUUUCUUGUUACUACUCUCUGUAUCCAAUUUCAAAUAUUGCAUCAUCUCAGCGACACCCCCUGCGAAGCCCACACUAUCCCCAGGCAGAAUCACCUGGGUUGCCUCCUCCAGCAGGCCAGCAGCUGGCCCAGCAGCUACAGUCGCAGAUGCCAGAGUGGCUGGAGCAGCGGCACAGGCAUAUGCGGAGUCGGGUGCCCGGUGCCAGCCAGCACUAG
Messenger RNA from Sorex fumeus (smoky shrew), 1063 nucleotides. RefSeq names its product C-type lectin domain family 4 member A-like. Bases 155 to 1063 code for a protein of 302 amino acids. NCBI's taxonomy places the organism in Eukaryota, Metazoa, Chordata, Mammalia, Eulipotyphla, Soricidae. The record is from RefSeq and is a predicted model, not a curated record. The transcript is spliced from 7 exons.